Molecule: messenger RNA, 1805 nt
Organism: Engraulis encrasicolus (European anchovy)
Lineage: Eukaryota; Metazoa; Chordata; Actinopteri; Clupeiformes; Engraulidae
Gene: ttc9c
Product: tetratricopeptide repeat domain 9C
Exons: 4
Coding region: 102-758 (218 amino acids)
Molecular function (GO): protein binding
Source: RefSeq, a predicted model, not a curated record
UGAAAGCAUGGACUUGAGAAACCACCGAAGAAGAAGGCAAAAUUAAUGGCAGGCUACAGUGUGGUUUCAGUCCCCUGAAAUAUUUUCUUUAAAGUAUUACAAUGGCGGAUAACACGGUGCAUUCGGAGGGGACGUCAGAUCAGCCCAUGGCCAGCUGUUCCACGGCCGGUAGCACCCCACCCGUAUCCGUCGACUCUCAGCUUCAGCAGGCAGUGCGGUUAAAAACAGAGGGCAACGUCUUCUACCGGGACAAGAACAUUCGCUCUGCCAUCGGGCGAUACCAUCGAGCCUUGAUCGUUCUCCGUGGCCUUGACUCUAAACUGACGGCGGCGAUUGCGGGCUUCGGAGCCAAGGUGCCUGUGCUCAACGCAGAGCAGCAAGAGCUCUUAAGUAACACUCAGAUCGACUGCUAUAACAACCUAGCAGCUUGUCUACUACAGCGGGAGAGUGUGGACUAUGCCCGAGUGCAGGAGUACAGUCUCCAUGUCUUGGAGCUGCGGCCGGGUGACACCAAGGCCCUCUACAGAGCCGGAGUGGCCACGCUGGAGCUGGGGGAUGCACAGUCGGCACGACAGUACCUCAUGAAGGCCAGCAGGGACAAACCCAACGAUGCCAACGUGAAACGGCAACUGCAGCGAACGGAAGAGAGGCUUAGCAAAGACUACCAGAGAGAAAAGGCCCUGUACAAAGGAAUGUUCAGUCAACAAAAGAGCGGAGAAGGGCAGGGAGACGCGGAGGUGACCCAGAAACACGUCUGACUGGGCUGGAUCGGACUGAACUGAACUCUACACACGUUUUGGACUGAGUUUCCCAAAAACACAUGAGUACAUAAGGUUAAGUAGCAUUUAAGUGUGAGGCACCCCAUUGGAAAUAUAUAAGGAGGAAUAGGCAACAUAUCACUAAAAGAUUAUUCCACAACACUCUGACACUGGCGUCAUAUGCAUCACAUGACAAUGUCAUAAUAGUGUCAAAACUGUUGUGACACAGUCGUGGACAAGUCAUAAACAUUAUGUCAAUGUGAUAUAUGUUUUAUGGUCAUGACAAGUUGACAUUGUUUGGGCUGUCUUUACCAUAUACGAACGUCACUUCAUGACAUUGGUCAUAAAAUGGUUGACAUGGCCAAAAUGUUUAUGAUGCAUCCAUGACAAUGCUACGAGACUGUUAUGACACGGUCAUGUCAUACAUAUUAUGCCGGCGUCAAAGAAAGUGUCACUAAUAAUUAUUUAUUCAGUACUUUUCCUUUCACAUGCAGAUAAAAUGCUUGCACAUAAUGCAUGUGCAAGGAAAGGUAGUGCAUGUAUAAACUUUUACUGAUAAUGUGAGACCUACUCCUGAAAUAUUGUCACGGUGACACCACAUACGUUAAGGACUACUUAGGUUGAAGUACUACUCCUUGAGUGUUUUUCGGAAACUUGGACCAGAUGAAUAAGCUGAGAUUGGUGAAGGGCCACAGGCCCCAAACAAACAGUCAUAAAUGCUGCCAGUUACUGCUUGCCAAAUACUACAAAACAUGGCCCUGUUUCUUCAGGGCUAUAUUGUUUGUCGACUUAAGUUUGCUGGACGGUGUGGUUCUUUUGUUUUGUUGUUGGCAGAACCACCUGUAGUUACAGAAGAGGAGCUGUCGAAACGUUUCCUGCACUGGAAAAGAGAAAAGAGCUUGAUUCUUUUGGACCUUUUUUGUUUGUGUUUUGGCUGUCUGGAGUUUCAUUCUUUAACAGUCGAUCUACUUUUAAAGCUGUUGACCUUUUUGUCACCACUUCAACAGUUAAUAAUAAAAAAUAAAAAAACGUCUUUUGAAUUUCCAA